Molecule: messenger RNA, 10458 nt
Organism: Salvelinus fontinalis (brook trout)
Lineage: Eukaryota; Metazoa; Chordata; Actinopteri; Salmoniformes; Salmonidae
Gene: nr2c2ap
Product: nuclear receptor 2C2-associated protein
Exons: 5
Coding region: 182-607 (141 amino acids)
Source: RefSeq, a predicted model, not a curated record
CGUACUGUACUGUCUUUGAUAUAAGCGCCAUGGAUGAGAUAUGAAAAAAAGAAAGGAACACGAUUGCCAUCUAGUGGAGAACGGGUUAAUCGUGUUGAAGUCCUUUGCCAGUACCGUCGUACAUAGAAGAGCUUAAUCUCUAUUACAAUACGGCAAUUUGCCCUCAGUUGUGAGAUCAGACAUGGCGUCCUCAUUGAUUUGCAGUGAAACACAGAGCAGAGUAAGCUCGGUUUUAAACAGAGAUGUCAAGCAAUUUGGGAAGAAGUACAUGUUUGACUCAAAUGAAGAAACUUGCUGGAACUCUGACCAGGGUGAUUCUCAGUGGGUUACUCUUGAAUUCCCACAGCCCGUCAGAGUGUCAGAAUUAAAGGUGCAGUUCCAAGGAGGCUUUUCAGGAAAAACAUGCAGAUUGGAAGGAAGCCCAAAAGCUGGAGAACUGGCAAACAUCACACAUUUUUACCCCGAAGACAACAGCUCACUACAAAGCUUUCCCAUUCAGGAGGCCCACAUGGUGCACAGGCUAAAAAUAGUGUUUGAGAACAGUGCUGACUUUUUUGGGCGAAUAAUUGUUUACUCCUUGGAUGUCCUGGGGGAAAGAGCUUUGUGACGUUUUUGUUUCUGCAUGAGAGAGAGCAAGACCUACAGGGAAAGAGGGUGUAGUACCAUUGAAUAACAUGACUGCUGGAAGACUGUACCACCCACAUGAACUUUGGAAUGGGAACCAUAUCUGACUAUUUUUGGUGAGGACAUUUUGAGUUGGUCACCUGCUUGCAUCACAGAGACAACAAGGGGAUAAAGGAGGACUCUGGAUCUGGAUUUUUAUUGCAGCUUUACAGGCUUUAAGGUCACGUAACCACAUGCCUAUUGAAAUGUCUUGUGCCUUAUUUGAUUUGCCAUUCCAAAUGAACAUUGUAAAAUUCUUAAGCUAUUUGUUUACAAUCACUUCAUUUUUUUAAAUAGAUAUUUAAACUUAGUAUGAUUGUCGUAAAAAAAAUACAUAUGAACGUCCUUAAUAUACAAAACAUUUGAGAGGAUGCUUACCUUUUUGUGUCUGAUGGUGACAGCUAGGGCAAUUGGACUAUACCCAGAAUCUGCCUCAAUGUUCAUGUCUGCCCCUUCUAUCUGAAUUAAAAUCACAUUACUGACUGGUUUUCUGAUCCACAACCCUACCUUUUUUUUAAGGUAUCUGUGACCAACAGAUGCUUAUCUGUAUUCCCAGUCAUGUAAAAUCCAUAGAUUAGGGCCUAAUUUAUUUAUUUAAAUUGACUGAUUUCACUAUAUGAACUGUAACUCGGUCAAAUCUUUGCUAUUGUUGCAUGUUCUGUUUAUAUUUUUGUUCAGUAUAUUAUUACACAGACACAGCACACAAGUCAUAGUGAUCAUGCUGGUUGUACCAGUCUACACAAGUCGGGCAAAUUGUAGUCUUUGCACCAUUGGUCAGUGGACAUUUCUCACCUUUGCUCAGGUUUGUACCCACCUGAGACUUCCCCCUGAGUAGCUAGCUGAUGGAUGGACAAAACAGAUGAGACAUCAGUAUAAAGGGUCAGUGUUAUGUACAUUUAGUUGUCCACAUAUUAUACCAAGUAAUAUGCAUAAUAUUUCAAUCUCCCUCAGUUAUAUACUAAUAUAAUAAGCCUACAGUACAGACAUAAAACUACAGAGGGGUCAUUUUGGGCCAUUCCUGUAACAGUGCAUUACCUAAUGGAUUAUGAAUGAGUGUGUAUACACAGCAGUGUUUUAAGGUAUUUUGCUUGUUUCAGACAGCCAUUCUUACCAUCUCAAGUCGAAUUGUUAGAUACUACUGCACUGUUGGAGCUAGGAACACAAGCAUUUCGCAACACCCUCAAUAACACCUGCUAAAAAUGUGUAUGUGACCAAUAAGAUUUGAUUUCAUUUGAAGUAGCUGGUCGGACUGUGACCUCGUUCCCACGCUGCCUAUUAAUGGGGGAGUUGGAGUAUUAACAAACUCGCAUCCAAAUCCAAGGAGCAAUACAGAGAUAUCAUGAUGCCUAUAAUCAUUUGACAAUUUAGGCAAACUGAAAAUGGUGCAGCCCUUUAUUGUAGACAAAUUGACAAGUGUGAUUAAUGCAUGGGAAAUCCUAUAGAGCGUUUAAAACCAACAUAUGUUGUUGUUGUAGGACUGACAGCCAUACCAUUUAACCCGUACUCUGGACUCCCCUGGUAGACAUGUAAGGUAGUUGAUUCCACUGCUAGGCCAUCAUCUGAGACCAUGUGUAUACUGGCUGCAAGAUCUGGUAUCUCAUCACCACCUGAACCAUCCAUGGUCACUUGCAUCAACAUCAAAAUAUAUAUGACCAUAUAAAUUAAGCUCUGGCCAGCAGAAGAACAAAUAUGGAACAAAUGCUCUAUAUUCUGAUUAUCUCACUGUUUGGCUUACUUUUCAAAACUGAAAUGAUGGAAAACCAUUCCCCAUCAGCUCAUGCAAAAUAGGAAAGUCUCAAUGGCACAGUAUACAAAUAUUCAUUGAUACCUUUAGGUUGCAAGGAAUGCUUUUAUAUGUCCUGUUCACACUAUGUAUCGGAUUAAAUAGCAACAUCAACAUUGCAUGCUUCUCUCCAACUUCCUAAUGGAUUAUGUUUGACUGACCUACGAUAUUGUCUCAGUCCGCCACAUAACACGGGUUACGUCGAGAGAGGAAAUAUCUAAGAAAAAAUGUCCGGCUCGUGUUGCAACCCGAACAUGAUUUGUGUUGCGCAUGACAAUAACACGGAAGUCCCUCUGACUAUUUCUGCUAACGUUUUUACAUUAAUUAAACCAUUGUAACUAUGUAAUUAUACAGCACCAGUCAAAAGUUUGGACACACCUACUCAUUCAAGGGGUUUUCUUUAUUUUUACUAUUUUCUACAUUAUAGAAUAAUAGUGAAGACAUCAAAACUAUGAAAUAACACAUAUUGAAUCAUGUAGUAGCCAAAAAAGUGUUAAACAAAUCAAAAUAUAUUUUAGAUUCUUCAAAGUAGCCAAACUUUGCCUUGAUGACAGCUUUGCACACUCUUGGCAUUCUCUCAACCAGCUUCACCUGGAAUACUUUUCCAACAGUCUUGAAGGAGUUCCCACAUGUUGAGCACUUGCUGGCUGCUUUUCCUUCACUCUCCGGUCCAACUCAUCCCAAACCAUCUCAAUUGGGUUGAGGUCAGGUGAUUGUGGAGUUAUCUGAUGCAGCACUCCAUCACUCUCCUUCUUGGUAAAAUAGCCCUUACACAGCCUGGAGAUGUGUUGGGUCAUUGUCCUGUUGAAAAACAAAUGAUAGUCCCACUAAGCGCAAACCAGAUGGGAUGGCGUAUCGCUGCAGAAUGCUGUGGUAGCCAUGCUGGUUAAGUCUGCCUUGAAUUCUAAAUAAAUCACAGACAGUGUCACCAGCAAAGCACCUCCACACCAUCACACCGCCUCCAUGCUUCACGGUGGGAACCACAAAUGCAGAGAUCAUCCGUUCACCUACUCUGCUUCUCACAAAAACACGGAGGUUGGAACCAAAAAUAUCAUAUUUGGACUCAUUAGAACAAAGGACAGAUGUCCAGCGGUCUAAUGUCCAUUGUUCAUGUUUCUUAUCCCAAGCAAGUCUCUUCUUCCUAUUAGUUUCUUUGCAGCAAUUCGGCCAUGAAGGCCUGAUUGACGCAGUCUUCUCUGAACUGUUGAUGUUGAGAUGUGUCUGUUACUUGAACUCUGUGAAGCAUUUAUUUGGGCUGCAAUUUCUGAGGCUGGUAAUGAACUUAUCCUCUGCAGCAGCGGUAACUCUGGGUCCUCCUUUCCUGUGGCGGUUCUCAUGACAGCCAGUUUAAUCAUAGCGCUUGAUGGUUUUUGCAACUGCACUUGAAGAAACUUUCAAAGUUCUUGAACUUUUCCUGAUUGAACUUUAUGUCUUAAAGUAAUGAUGGACUGUCGUUUCUCUUUGCUUCUUUGAACUGUUCUUACCAUAACAUGGAGUUGGUAUUUUACCAAAUAGGGCUAUCUUCUGUAUACCCCCCUACCUUGUCACGUCACAACACAACUGAUUGGCUCAAACGCAUUAAAAAGGAAAGAAAUUCCACAAAUUAACUUUUAACAAGGCACACCUGUUAAUUGAAAUGCAUUUCUGGUGACUACCUCAUGAAGCUGGUUGUGUGAAUACCAAGACUGUGCAAAGCUGUCAUCAAGGAAAAUGGUGGCUACUUUGAAGAAUCUCACAUUUUUUGGUUACUAUUUGAUUCCAUAUAUUAUAUAUAUAUGUUAUUUAAUAGUUUUUAUGUCUUCACUAUUAUUCUACAAAUUAGAAAAAUAGUAAAAAUAAAGAAAAACCCUGGAAUGAGUAGGUGUGUCCAAACUUGACUGGUACUGUAUACAGUAUAGCAUAUAACAUGGAGGACCAGGAGAUUCAACUUCAUGUUAAAAGAGGUCAUUAGCGAAUACUUUAACGAACGUUAGCAAGCCAGCUCGCUAGUAACUUUAGCUGGCUGCACAUUAGCUAGCUACGGUAGCUAAACAGCUAACGAUACCUGUCUUAACCAUACAUAGCUUUGGUAAACCUAGCUAUAUAUAUUAUUGUUUCAGUCACUCUGCAGUGACUGAAAAAUUAACUGAGAGCCUGUACGUAUUGGCUAACUAGCCAUCAGUGGCUCUUUAUCGACUGCAAGAGCACUUUAGAAGGUCCCUUCCAGAACUAGUGCUACACGAAGUAAGUGGUGACUCCGAAGCAAAACUUUACAUACUACUGGUUAAUAAGGAUACUACUAAGGAUAUUACUAAGGCAUACUACUAAGGAUAAUAAAUGUAGAUAGACAUGUGUUACUUUACAGUACAAAGUUACAGAGCUGUCCAAAAACGCACAUCAAAAAAAUCAUAGCUACUUUUGCAGUAACAACAUUCCUUUAUCUCUGCUCAUCUCUCCCAGACAGAUAUGCAGCUCUGGGAGGAGCAAUGUUAAAGAGCAACCUACACUGUAGAAUAUGCAUGCAGGUAACCUAUAGCUAGGUCUAUUGUAUAGGUUUUUAAUUAUAUUGACAACAUUUAUUUGCAACUUAAUAUUGUGGGCGAUUCCACGCCAGCGCAAGCAAAACAUAUUUUGUGUAUCAGAUUAGUCUGGCAGUUCUCACUUAGAAACUUAAUUGAGAGGAAGAAUGUUUUACAUGCUUUUGACAUUUUUGUCACAAAUCAUUUUUGCGAAAAUCAUGAUGAAAGGGGCCAUUUUAGGCCCUUUUAGACCUAUACAGUGCCUUCAGAAAGUAUUAAUUCUCCUUGACUUAUUCAACAUUUUGUUAUGUUACAGCCUGUAUUCAAAAUGGAUUGUUUUCUUACCCAUCUACACACAAUACCCCAUAAUGACAAAGUGAAAACAUGUUUUUAGAAAUGUUUACACAUUUAUUGAAAAUAAAAUACAGAUAUAUCUAAUUUACAUAAGUAUUCACACCUCUGAGUCAAUACAUGUUAGAAUCACCGUUAACAGCAACUACAUCUGUGAGUCUUUCUGGGUAAGUCUCUAAGAGCUUUGCACACCUGGAUUGUACAAUAUUAGGCAAUUUGUUAUUUUCAAAAUUCUUCAAGCUCUGUCAAAUUGGUUGUAGAUCAUUGCUAGACAACCAUUUUCAAGUCUUGCCAUAGAUUUUAAAGUAGCUUAAACUGUAACUUGGCCACUCAGGAACAUUCACUGUCUUCUUGGUAAGCAACUCCAGUAUAGAUUUUUUCCACCUGUCACCAGAGGGCGGCAGAGACCAUCUUAGAGACAUUAACAACAUUCAGGUGUGUCCAAUUUACUCAUUAUGAUUUCCCUCUUAAAAUAUGUAUGUUUUCUGUUGUCCUCUGCAGAAGCUUGAAUUGUGUGCGUUUGUCUCCUGAGUAAAUUUUCGAGACUUAGUGUUUGUUGGUUUCCCAGUGUGACUGUGAUCCUUCCGUUACCGUUUCUAAGUAAAGCAAGCUUCAGCCUACAACAUGGACCCAGCAAAAGAUCACCCAGAUCAAGAAUGUUGUAACCCACCAAGGAGCACUGCUGGGUGGCAGCCAAAACAACUCUACCAGAUAUCAGAAACUCUCCGGGCACUUAGACUCCGUCCAACCCAGGAGGAACCAAUGCCUAAGUCUCAUCACACUGCUACUGGCGUUGCUGUAGUUCUUCCAUGGAACCUGCACUGGGAACCCAAGAUCCCAGCCCCCGAGCGUUAUGACGACCACCCGGGAGGAUACAAGGGGUUCCACUCCCAGUGUGCUCUGGUGUUUGAGCUACAGUCCUCCUUGUUCCAUACCGAUCAAGCCAUGAUCGCCUACAUAAUCUCUCUAUUCUCAGGCUAGGCCCUGGCGUGGGCAACGGCUGUGUGGGAACAACAGCCACUGUCCUGCAGCUCCAUAUUAGCCUUCACUGCUGCGCUGUGACGAUUCUUCGACCACCCAGUUGGCGACCGAGAAGCGGCCAGCCGACUGUUCAACAUCUGUCAAGGGGCCAGACCAGUCGACUUAGACAUUGAGUUCCGUACCCUCGCCGCAGAGAGUGGGUGGAAUACAUAGGCACUGGUCACCGCUUUCCACCAGGGGUUGUCUAACUCAAUCAAGGUUGAACUGGCCUCUCGAGAACUGGGCGAGGACCUCAAGUCCCUGAUAACGCUGGCAAUCAGGAUCGACAACCAUCUCCGAAAGUGCUUUUUUGACACCACCCCAGUUUCCUGAGCACCCCAAGCCCCUAGAACCUGGCAUUGAGGAGCCUAUGCAGCUGAGCCCACAUGAGCGUGACAGGCGCAUGCGCAAAGGCUCCUGCCUCUACUGUGGAGGUCUCGGCCAUCUCCGUGCUACAUGCCCCAGUCUGAUGGGAAACGCUGAGGCUCAACAGCACAAGGGGAGACCCUGAUGAGCUGUGCAGUUACAUCCCAGCUACCCAGUCACUGUCUGACACUACCCGCAACCAUCCAUUGGGACAACCUUCAGCACCACUUUCAAGCCUUCGUGGACUCCAGGGCUGCAGAUAAUUUCAUUCACCAAGACUUCGCCAGAGAAUUACAAAUCCCCUGCGUGAAAUGUCCCAUUCCUCUGCAGAUUCAAGCCCUUGAUGGACGCCCCAUUGGCUCCGGCCAGGUGGAAUAUCAGACCAAGCCCAUUCUACUGCAGGUUGGGGUGAGCCACUCAGACUCUUAGUUUUCUUUUGGUCACUGCUCCCGAGAACCACCUUAUCCUAGGGUACCUCUGGCUUGUGCUACAUAAUCCACUAUUAAUGGGGUAAGAACUGCCAGACUAAAUGCCUAAGACCCCCACCAAGAGCCUUGUUGUGUUCCCCAGGAUCCAUUGAAGACCAAGCCCUUUCCGCUCUCCCUUCAGAGUACUUCGACCUCUGGGAGGCCUUCAGUAAGAGGCAAUCCACCACCAUCCCUCCUCAUUGUCCAUACGAUUGCGCCAUAACUCCUACCCGGAUCCACAUCCCCAGCUAGUGCAGGCUUUUUCUUUGUGUUCAGAGGGCUGAGCAGGAUUACAAUUAAGAAGCAUUACCCCCUACCCCUGAUGUCCACCGCCUUGGAGUUGGCCCAUGGGGCCCAAUUCUUCACCAAACUGGACCUACACAACGCUUACAAUCAGGGAGGAAGAUGAAUGGAAGACUGCCUUUAACACUCCGAGUAGCCACUGAGUAUUUAGUCAUACCCUUCAGAUUAUCGAACUCACCGGCUGUCUUCCAAGCAUUGGUCAAUGACACUCUUAGGGAUAUGUUGAAUCGGUUCAUUUUUGUUUACCUCGACGGCAUCCCGAUCUUCUCCAAACCCUUACGGAACAUACACUGUACGUCCACCAAGUCCUGAGACGCCUCCCGCAGAGCCAACUACAGUGGUUCCUCCUUUAAAAGUUGCGUCAUACUGCAGCACACCUUGAGGGCUGCUGCAGAAUUCUAUGGCACGUUAUUUAUUUGUCAGCCAUUUAUUUUCUGUUAAUGCGAGUUAGUGCUAGUUUGACCACCAGAGGGCAUCUUUGAGAAGCAUUUGAUAGUCUUCCAUAUUGGCAUUACCAGAGAAUUAAAAAAAAAAAAUUUAAAAAAUUGGCUUUAUUUGAUUCAUAUUGUGGUGUUUCUAUUCCCGAGAAACGAAAAAUUAAACCUUCAGGGUUUCUGUUAGAAAAUAUGGCUCUCUACAAGGUGACGGUCGGGAGUAGGCUACAGCAUAAGAGGAUUGUAGGAAUCUAAAUUAAUAUCUAAGGGGCAUAACAUUUCCACAUCCUGAUUGUAGUGUAACUGAACUUUCAGUUGAGCGUACUUGCUCUGUGCCUUCUCUACUGGAAGUUAAUGCUGUUGCUAUGCAACCUCUUGCUCACACCUUUGGGUGUGUUCUUAAAUUCAAUUGAGUGCCAGCGCUCAUAAAUUCAGAGCAUUGUCAGUUUGUAAAUUCAGACCGUUUUGCUCUCGGGGCGCACACUGGACUUUUGGACUGAGGAGUAGGGCUGAUUUGAGCGAUCUGGCCUUACAACGGCAGUCAAGCACCCAAGCUAACGUUGGAUAGCUUGCUAGCUACUUUCAGACACAAAUGAGACCAUUCUGACCAUUUUACUCGUCCUAGCAGAGCUGGUUAGGCAGUUUUCAUGUUAACCAGAGCGUUGGUAGCUGUAACUGUGCUGCUGGAAACCAUUUAAUUCUGCUUGAUUUGCCAACUUUUACUGACACCGGUCAUAUUCAACGGGUGUUGAGCACUCAUAAAUUCAUUAUUCUGCGUCUCUGGGGAAACUCAAACGAGAGUACUCUGACAUCGGAGUAGAUAGCCAGAGCGAAUUUACGAAAGCACCCGAAUGUCCAUUGAGAACGCACAAUGACUAUACCAUUUAGCUAAGCUAAGAAUGACGGGAAUAAUCAAGUCAAUAAACAUUGGGUAGUUAGCCUAUAGUUAAUAUACUGGCAAGUUUGUUUGAUGUAUAACUUUCAAUUUCGCUAUAACUACUAAUGUUAGGUACAUAGCUAACAUACCGGUACAUACUGCUGUAAUGAUAUGCUAUGUGGUUCGUAAGGACAAUGUCGCUAACAAAUUUUCAGCCAACAUAACGUGUAAGGUAACUUAUUUGAAAAGUUAUUACUUUAUUACAUUGAGUAGCAAGCUACCGCGAGGACGUGCUCAAUCGACUCUGCGGCUUGAGCAUGCUUUUGGUGCAAAGUCGAUAGCGCGCUGGACUUCGCGCAAGAAGGUUGAGGGUUUGAAACCUGCUCCCUGCUUGUUUCAUUUGAAGUCGUGCACAAUUAUCAGUUUAUUUGGUUUAUAUUGCCCAUUCAUUGUCAGAGACAUAGUAGUGCAUUGGGACCCAAAAGCAUAAUCAGUGCUCUAACUCCCCCUUGGUCAUUGGGGCAAAUCUGGUCUUUGAUAGGAGUUUUUUUUUCCUUCACACCUAGCUUGGCUAUUAGACUAUUCUUUAGUAAAGGUUGAAUAGUAUAUUCAGAUAUUAGCCCCCCUCCCCAACUUGCAACAAAUUGUUAAAACUAUUUUCUUUUCUAUCAAAAAAAAAUGUUCUGAAAGCAAAAAUGAUGCUUAAAAGUAAAAAAAAAAAUGUUGCUAUCAAAUAUUUUGUGAAAGAGCGCAAACAUUUUUAUUCCCCCAAAAAUGUAUUUGAAAACAAAACUCCAAUAUAAUUUCGCUAUCAACCACGCUCUAUUUUGACAAUUUUUGGAGUGUCAAUUUGGGUGCAACCAAUACUUUCUUUCCGACACAAAGGAAGCCAUAGCGGAUACCUACUUCUCUAAUUUUCUCUUUCUCUCGGAGGACCUGAGCCCUAGGACCAUACGUCGGGACUACCGGCCGUGGUGACUCCUUGCUGCCCCCAGUCCGCCUGGCCUUGCUGCUAUUCCAGUUUCAACUCUUCUGCCUGCGGUUAUGGAACCCCUACCUGUCCCAGACCUGCUGUUUUCAACUCUUAAUGAUCGGCUAUGAAAAGCCAACUGAGAUUUAUUCCUGAUUAUUAUUUGACCAUGCUUGUCAUUUAUGAACAUUUUGAAAAUCUUGGCUCUCUCUAAUUUUCUCCUUCUCUCUUUCUUUCUCUCGGAGGACCUGGGCCCUAGGACCAUGCGUCGGGACUGCCGCCCGUGGUGACUCCUUGCUGUCCCCAGUCCGCCUGGCCUUGCUGCUAUUCCAGUUUCAGCUGUUCUGCCUGCGGUUAUGGAACCGCCACCUGUCCCAGACCUGUUGUUUUUCAACUCUUAAUGAUCAGCUAUGAAAAGCCAACUGAAAAUUAUUCAUGAUUAUUAUUUGACCAUGCUUGUCACUUAUGAACAUUUUUGAACAUCUUGGCAUAGUUCUGUUAUAAUCUCCACCCGGCACAGCCAGAAGAGGACUGGCCACCCCUCAUAGCCUGGUUCCUCUCUAGGUUUCUUCCUAGGUUUUGGCCUUUCUAGGCAGUUUUUCCUAGCCACCGUGCUUCUACACCUGCAUUACUAGCUGUUUGGGGUUUUAGGCUGGGUUUCUGUACAGCACUUCAAGAUAUUAGCUGAUGUACGAAGGGCUAUAUAAAAUAAAAUUGAUUGAUUGA